AUGGAAUCUACAAUCACGAUCGAAGCUUCCGAGAACCCAAUUAAAUCUGUUACUGUCUUCAAGUCGUCCAAGGCUGAAGUUGUGCGACUUUUCUAUUUGCAUUUGAAAAAAGGGCGUAAUAAAAUCGGAAUCAAAGGUCUCUCAACUGAUAUUGAUGCCCAAUCGGUUCGAGUAUCUGGACUACGCGACGCACGUUUGUUUGACGUUACUUGUACUCAUGUCGACAGCAAGGCUGCGUUACCUCAUCCAGGAAGUCUUGUUGAGAAUAAGCGCGCUUUAUUCGCCACAAAGACUUUGCUUGAAAGCGAGAGGAACCUCAGAAAGGAAGAGUCAAAGCUUCUUCUCCAGUAUGGCCAAACUUUGAAUGGGGAACAUAUCACUCACGGUCAAAUGAGUGCAUUUCUACAAAGCUAUGUCGAUCAGGGUCGUAAGACUCUACAAGCUAUAAGCAAGCUCGAAGAAGAAAUUGAUGAUGUUAACCGGAGACUCGAUAUACUUGACGCGCAAAUUGCAUCCAAAAAGGGCUCUGCCUUGGGCCAAGUGGACAUCGUCGUUGUUGCGGAAGAAGAAGAUUCAGUAGAAAUGAAAUUAACAUACAUCGUCAGCAAUGUAUACUGGACCCCGACAUACGAACUUCAUGCGACCACCGUUAAUGGGAAACCUUCGUCCUUCGUCUCUCUCCACUAUCAAGCUAGAGUUUCGCAAAGCACUGGAGAAGACUGGAACAGCACUACGCUGACGCUGAGCACAAUUGCAUCUGAUACUGUAGUCAAACGCAUUCCAGAACUACACCCUAUCAAAGUCCGCCCCAAAUUUUCGCCACAAAGAACAUCUUAUAGCAAUAAUGGGCUAUCUCAGAUGCAGCAAUCAAUGAUUUACGGACAGCAGCAAAUGCAGCAACAGUUUCCAAUGCAACAAAUGGAUUUUUUCGACACUUUGACUGCAGUGCCCCAGGCAAUGCCUUCGUCGGCCGAAGGUGCAUUCGAGGAAAUUGGGGGGAUUGGCGCCAUCACUGAGCGAACCACCGUAGUAUCGGAAACCCCCAUUGCAAUAUCAUUUUCUGUAUACGGAGAGUCCACCAUUCCCAGCGACGGGGUUGAACAUCAAGUUUCUGUAGCUAUACCUCUAUUUGAGGCUACCAUUUCAUACCUCUGCAUUCCCCGUAUCAACCCACGAGUUUUCUUGCAGUGUGUUGUAAAAAAUACCAGUGAAUAUCGUUUACUCCCUGGACCUGUAAACGUCAUUUUCGAUGAUAGCUAUGUUUCGAAGACCUCAAUAAAUGAUGUCAACACCGGCGAUACUUUUGAAUGUACUCUUGGAGAUGAUCCAUCCACCAAGGUCACGUAUUUACGAACGGCGAAAACAACUAAAUCUAACGGGGGGGCUUUCUCUGAAGUCACGAAUACCACAGUCUACAAAACCAAGAUAAACAUCCAUAACAAACAUCAGUUUGAGAUUACAGACCUUGUGGUCCGAGACAUCAUCCCUACUUCUGACGAUAAGCGAGCGUCUAUUGUUCUUCGUAAACCCAUAGGUCUGGCCGACUCCAAAAACGGUGAUUAUGUUGACCUCAAGGACGACGGACUUUGA
Psilocybe cubensis is the source of this 1590-nucleotide messenger RNA. RefSeq lists its product as uncharacterized. NCBI's taxonomy places the organism in Eukaryota, Fungi, Basidiomycota, Agaricomycetes, Agaricales, Agrocybaceae. The transcript is spliced from 6 exons. The record is from RefSeq and is a predicted model, not a curated record. The coding region runs from base 1 to 1590 and encodes 529 amino acids.